Messenger RNA from Bradysia coprophila, 635 nucleotides. It is a transcript of the gene mRpS6, whose product is annotated as mitochondrial ribosomal protein S6. The record is from RefSeq and is a predicted model, not a curated record. NCBI's taxonomy places the organism in Eukaryota, Metazoa, Arthropoda, Insecta, Diptera, Sciaridae. Gene Ontology annotation, cellular component: ribosome; mitochondrial small ribosomal subunit. Gene Ontology annotation, molecular function: structural constituent of ribosome; small ribosomal subunit rRNA binding. Gene Ontology annotation, biological process: translation.
CGUUGUUGGGAUCACCAGAGUUUCAUGGGAAAAAGAUUGAAUGACAUAAGUACACAGGAGAGCGGUGUGUGCUUGGAAUUUUCGUCACAUUUUAUUUACAAUAAAAAUCCAAACACAAUGCCGACCUACGAACUAUCACUAAUAUUGCGACAGAUGGCUAGGCCCGAUUUGGUGUCCACUCUGAAACGUACAGCCGAAACCAUACUCAACAAAGGCGGCAUCAUCCGAAAGCUGGAAAAUCUCGGCACAAGACCACUGCCACACAAAAUGAGCCAACACGGAGUUCCGCAUCGCACGGGCACUUACUUUCUGAUGCAUUUCGAUUGUGCGACACAUUUGCUGGAGGAUUUUCAGGAGGAAUACAAACGAGAUAUUGACAUUGUUCGUACAAAUAUUUUCAAAGUUGAACAACCUGCACCGAUCGAAUGCACACUCGACGAAGAGAUGCUACCGCCCGCUUACCGGAAAGAAGUUAUUGAAAUGAUAAAAGUUGCGAAGAGGAAAGAGAAACCCAAAUAUGACCAAAAGUCUGGACUGGACUAUUAUCCGUUUCAGAAGUGAGGGUCGCCUUUUGUGCAACCUUAGUCACCAUGUUUAGUUUAUAGAAUUGAAUAAAAAUCAAUUUUCGAUUUAGA